Molecule: messenger RNA, 909 nt
Organism: Drosophila santomea
Lineage: Eukaryota; Metazoa; Arthropoda; Insecta; Diptera; Drosophilidae
Product: probable RNA-binding protein EIF1AD
Exons: 2
Coding region: 109-588 (159 amino acids)
Biological process (GO): translational initiation
Cellular component (GO): nucleus
Molecular function (GO): RNA binding; translation initiation factor activity
Source: RefSeq, a predicted model, not a curated record
CUGUAUCACAUCACUAGCCCAACAGCUGAUUGUACACAAAACAAGACAACAAUUGAAGGAAUUUCUUUGAUUGCAAUUCGAAACAGAUAUUUUAUUAAAACCCCCACAAUGCACCGAUCCCACCCGAGUAUCAGUCGUCGCAAGCACCUCAUGAAGGAGAUGAUGGAGGACGACUACGCCCUGCCCACGGAAGCACAGCAAAUCGCACGGGUCAUCAGCAGCCGGGGAAACAAUCUCCACGAGGUGGAGACCGUGGAGGAGAGCUUCCUGGUUUCGAUGCCCAAUAAAUUUCGUAAAAGCAUGUGGGUAAAACGAGGCGACUAUCUGCUGGUCGAACCGAUUGAAGAGGGCGAUAAAGUCAAAGCCGAGAUUUGCAAAAUACUCACACCCGAACAUAUAAAGGAGUACACAAAAGCUGGCAUUUGGCCGGAUAAAUUCACUAAGAAACCUGUCCCGGAGGAAGGCACCAGCCAAAGCAAAGACGAUUCCGAUUUCGAGGAUGAUCUCCUGCCCAAUACCAAUCGUCCUGUAAAUCGUGAUUCCUCCGACGAAGAGGAAGAUGAGGAAACAUCCAGCGAAGAGGACUAAACGACGUACAAAUACAUAGAUAGGAUAUUUAAAAAUUUGUCAAACUGAGUCGCAAUCCUUAAAAGUUAUUCCCGUAAUCAAGAACACCUUUUGUGCUUUACAAAAAGAUUGUAUUUACUAUUUUUUUCAUACUAUUGUUUAGUCUUCCACCAUCUCUACAUCUCAGGAAUGUAACAAAAUAAUGUGUCUGUGAAUGCUAGUGCUACUUCUAAGUUCUCGUAACCGAUCUACAAUUGUUGCAAAAGCUACACAAAAGCCUACAAAAAGAAUAAAUAAGCGCUGAGAUCGACCCUUAAAGCGUUUAUGCUCCUCAUUUAUUAA